AUGCCUCUUUUUGGCAAAUCACAGAAAAGCCCCCAGGAGCUGGUGAAGGCCCUGAAGGAGGCGGUCAACUCGCUGGAACGGGGCGACAAAAAAGCGGAAAAAGCGCAGGAGGAUGUCAGCAAAAACUUGGUUCUCAUCAAAAAUAUGCUUUACGGCACGUCAGAUGCUGAGCCACAGACCGAGAUUGUCGUCUCGCAACUUGCACAGGAACUGUACAACAGUAAUUUACUCCUGCUGCUGAUACAGAACUUGAGCCGUAUCGACUUUGAGGGCAAAAAGGACGUUGCACAGGUGUUUAACAACGUGCUCAGACGACAAAUCGGGACCCGAUCGCCGACGGUGGAGUACAUCUGCACGAAGCCGGAGAUCCUGUUCACACUGAUGGCCGGCUACGAACACCAGGAGAUUGCGCUGAACUGUGGCACGAUGCUGCGCGAGUGCGCCCGCUACGAGGCCCUGGCCAAGAUCAUGCUCCACUCGGACGAGUUCUUUAACUUUUUCCGCUACGUCGAAGUGUCCACCUUUGACAUCGCCUCCGAUGCCUUCUCCACGUUCAAAGAGCUGCUGACCCGGCACAAACUGCUGUGCGCCGAAUUCCUCGAGCAGAACUACGACAAAGUGUUCAGCCACUACCAGCACCUGCUCAACUCGGAGAACUACGUCACGCGGAGGCAGAGCCUGAAGCUGCUCGGCGAGCUGCUGCUCGAUCGGCACAACUUUACGGUUAUGACGAAAUAUAUUUCUAACCCGGAUAACCUGAAGCUGAUGAUGAACAUGCUGAAGGAGAAAUCACGAAAUAUUCAAUUUGAGGCCUUCCACGUAUUCAAGGUAUUUGUAGCGAAUCCGAACAAACCGAAACCAAUUCUCGACAUCCUGCUGCGGAACCAGGACAAGCUGGUGGACUUCCUGACCCGGUUUCACACGGACCGGUCCGAGGACGAGCAGUUCAACGACGAAAAGGCGUACCUUAUCAAGCAGAUAAAGGAGCUCAAACCGGCCCCCGAUCAAUAGUAAUAAUCGACACUGCUGGGUAGUCGUGUGCGCGUGCAUGGUCUCAUGGUAGAGGUGGUCUCUUCUCUUUUACUCUCCCCCUUGUUUGCAUCCCCCGUUGAAUCGAAAUACACAAUAGCAGAAAGAAAAAAAAAACACUUCUAUUUUCCCCUCCUUUCCAAAAACAAAAAACUGCAGCAAACAUCCCGCUACAUUAUUCUCCCUCCCCCCACGCACUAGUAUUUUGUAAAGGCGCGAGAUAAAGCAAAAAGAAAAACACACACACAUAUAAUUAAAAUAAAUUUAAUUUAGAUUAACUAUUAUAAAUUUCACCGCAGAGGAAAGGUUACAAAAUAAUGUUUCAAAGUUGAAACCCACUUACAUUACACACAUAUUCCGAUGAUGUUGCAGCAACCAUCGAAGGAGGACGUUAAAUAGUCGUUCUAAAAAUAAGAGCCGAACCUUGUAAACACCGCAACACACUGGUUCAAGCGUUGAAAUCUCUUUUUGCGUUGCUUUGGGAAAGUAAAGAUUGGUCUCACCUAAUUUAGAAUUUCUUUAUUUUUCAAAUUACAAAGAAGUUGAACAGUUGUUCCUAGUACCAAGUAAAGCAGAACAUUGUUUUACAAUGGUUUCUGCAUCCACAGACAUAACACGGCGCUGAAAUUUUAGCCCAGGGGGGUCCUUUUUAGUUUGCAAAAAAGCUUCCCGUAAUGGAAUAUCUCCUUAACUUUUUUACGCAAAAAUUAAAUGUGUUACCCAACCUAAACCGCAGGUUGAAAUACUUCCAAAAAAUAAUCAAGAAAUCUAUUUUCUUGAGUGAGUUUUACGCAGAUGAAGAGGAAACAGAAAACAACUUGACAGUUCGUGUGUUUUCGCUACACAGAAAAAAAAUGAUGUUAAUAUUCAUCAGGAAAUGAUGACAGAUUUUGUGUUAAAAAAAUAUUUUUUUAUUGCAUAAGGAAUUGGCGAAUUUCAAUCAGUUUCUUAUAAUUUAUUAAAAUAAUUUUCUAAGUAAUAUUACCCAAAGAAGAAGUAAUAUUCAAACCUUCCAAAAUUCACCCUUUUUUCAGUUUAGUGGUGUUUUUUGUCGACAUUUUCAAUCUGUCAAAGCUUUUGACAAGGCAGUUGGUCAAGCGUAAACAAAUCACAACAGCGUUGCGGGCUACUUAGCGACACAUCAGAGAAACGUCAUGAUUCAAGUUUUCUUGAGAAGAUAGAAACAGUGUUUCAAUUUUCGAACCGAUUUCUUCCCAUCUGCGAAUUUUCAAAAGAAAAAAAAGGUAAACAAAAACAACAAUUUUCCGUUACCAAUUUUCGUGGAUUUUUCGACCCGAUUUCACCCGAUCCUAAAAGAAAAUGCAACUUCUACCACUAGAGCUAUGAGUUAUCCGAUGAUUUUGUGUUUAAAUCACAAAUAAUUUCAAAAAUAAAAUUUAAAUUCUGCUUUUCAAAGGCUACUACCAUUUAUGUCGACAUAAAUAAUUUGAAAGAGGAUCGAAUUAUUUUGACAACCAACCGAGAACUUUGAGGAAAAAUAAAAUCUAAGAUGCCUGGAUUUCUGCAAAAUAUUUGAUAAGAAUAUUAAGAUAUUUUCAAUAAAUAAUGAUUAAAUCAAUAUCAAUUUUGAGCAAAUUUGGACAUGGAUUUGUUGUUUACCUUUGAAUUCAUUUUUUUUGCAAGCAGUAACAUAACCAAACUUUUCGGCACCCGUCAAAUCAGUACAAAUUGCUGCCGGAUCUCUUUCCGGAUCUCUUCCGGAAAAGAUUCGGCAUCAAUUUUGUAUGGUUUUACGUUUACGGGAAGAGUCGAAAAGUGAAAAAAAAUCAUUUCAAGGAGGAAGAAAUUCUUAAAUUGUAAACCAAAUGAAAUUUUCUGCAAAAUAUUUGAUUGGAAUAUUACGAUAUUUUCAAUGAAUAAUUCACUAAUCAAUGUCAAUGAUUGCGACCGUUUUAAGCAAAUUUUUACAAAAAUUAAAAUUUAGCCUGAUUUUUUUGUAUUCUAUUAUUUUACUUUUGUAUGUAUGAAUCAGAACAAAACGGACUAGAAUGGCAAACAGGAAAAUGCGAAGAAACUUAUUUGAUAUUCAAUUUAGAAAUGUAAGUUAUACCGUUUGGUAAAAUUUUGUUUUUUCAAACACACUCUUUAAUGCUUUAAUAAAACCUGUAAUAAAUGAUAUAAAAAUAAAAAUGCGAAAAUUUAUGUUUGUAAACAAACGAGUCAAAUUUAUUCGGAAUCAAACUUCUUUGGUCGCGAAAACCCAGCAUCAAAACGGUAGCGCCAUCAGCACCACCUAGCGGCUCAUUGCUGAACUACGCAAACAACUGUCAUGCGGCAGUAAUUUCGCUCUUGCGAAAGGGGCCGAAAGUUUGUAAAUGUGUUUUUUUUUUUGUUCAAAAAACUGACGGAGUGCAACAACAUUACUUGGACUUCGUGGUAGAUUUAUCUAUAUUCUCGGAAAGAAAUUCGAAAAAGGGGGUUUCUCCGCUUGAUCCAAAUAAAAAAGAAUCACAUCAGAACCAGAGUAUAAUAUAUUUAUUGAGCGAUACACACAAAAGCAUGGCAAUCGGCAGUUUUUAAAACAGUGAAAAACGCUUGCAAGUUUAUUCUGUAAAAAAAAAAAAAAAUAGACAAGCAAAGUCAGCCGCAUUGUUGUGGUAGAAAAAAAGGGGAUUCUUAUAGAAUGAAGUGCGUAGAAAAAAUAACACACAAAUUUGCUACAUCUUUUCUGUUUUCUUUCAAAGAAACCUUUCUUUGUUGUUGUUUGUGGCGAGUUUGGCACAGACUCAGGUAUCGAAGAGGAUAUAAAAACGAAGCAUAUUAUUGUCUUUCUUUUUAGUGUUAUUGCUAUGCAUAUUUUUUUUAAGUUUGGUCCUAAAUUGUGUCUUGUUUCUUUUUUUUUUACUGAGUUUUGAGUCAUUUUUUGCAAGUAACGUCCACUUCGUUAGAAAAAAAACCACCUUCAUACCUCAUUAGUUUCCGGAGAUAAACAAAAUGUACUUUUUUCCUUAAAAUAACAAGAAAAAAGCAACAUUAAAAAACCAUCACAGCCCUGAGCAAUUAGAUUGUAAAGAAGAUGUAAAAACAAAUGUGGGCUCUUCUCUGAUCUGAUGCGCGUACUUUUGGUAUUCACAAGCAAACAAAAAAAAACAUAAGAAGAAAUAAAAACUCACUCACACAAGCAGUCAGUGUUAAUCCUUGCGAACCUUGUUGCCGGAAAAUGUCAGUUAUAGAUAAUAGCGAGAUAAAAAAAAAACAACAGCAAGAAGAAGUUAUAUCUUAAGUCAUCGAUUAAGGUAAUAAAACAAGUAAAUAAAACUGUUCCUAAAACAACAAGAAAAUAUCUUCUUGAGUAGCUACACACACACACACAAACCACACCAGAACCCACACAAACACAUACCAACACACUCUGUAACGUAGUGGAAAGAAGAAAGAAGACAACAGAUACUGAUGGUUGGCCAAAAAAUCAGCCGUUGCGCGAAAUGCAAUAUCGAGACCGAUUGUUUUAAGUAGAAAAGACACGGGAAUAAAAAAGUUAAUUAAAAAAAAAAACGUUUAAGUGUGUUAAUUAGCAAAGAGGGGAAAUUCAGGAUUGAAAGAUGUUCGGAAAACUUCUUUUACCUUUUUUGUUCCACACUGUUACAGCCUAGGCGCGCAGAGUCAUCCUAUCGUGCGUAUUAGUUUUAUAACCACCGUUUCCAGCCGAAAAACAAAACAAGAAAUAAAAAUGUGUAUUCCGGCUCAUAGUGCGUAGACUACGAAACCACGUUCACAAUCCAGCUAGCAAAGUUUAGUGACUGAUCCCGAAACUUAGAAAUCCACACAAAACUCAAUAUUAAAAAUAAAUACAAAAAAAACGAUAGCGAAAUAUUUGUUGUAAUUUUUUGUGUACAAUAGAAACGAAAAACAAGCAAACAAAACAAACAUCAGCCAGCCAGCCAGUUAUAGCCACAGCAUGCAAACAUAAUAUAAAUAUUAUUAGUAUGGAACUGAAAAAAAAAUUGUUUUAAAACCGGCCAAGCGAGAAAAUAGUAAAACAAAAUUGGAACGAACUGGGUAACGAAAAAUAAAAAGAGCAAAACGAGCCUCAAAGCUAAA
Culex quinquefasciatus (southern house mosquito) is the source of this 5091-nucleotide messenger RNA. RefSeq names its product protein Mo25 (gene Mo25). Gene Ontology annotation, molecular function: protein serine/threonine kinase activator activity. Gene Ontology annotation, biological process: intracellular signal transduction. The record is from RefSeq and is a predicted model, not a curated record. The transcript has 6 exons. Lineage: Eukaryota; Metazoa; Arthropoda; Insecta; Diptera; Culicidae. Bases 1 to 1011 code for a protein of 336 amino acids.